Anarrhichthys ocellatus (wolf-eel) is the source of this 2587-nucleotide messenger RNA. It is a transcript of the gene pdcd4b, whose product is annotated as programmed cell death 4b. The coding region runs from base 491 to 1912 and encodes 473 amino acids. The transcript has 11 exons. The record is from RefSeq and is a predicted model, not a curated record. Gene Ontology annotation, biological process: negative regulation of DNA-templated transcription. Lineage: Eukaryota; Metazoa; Chordata; Actinopteri; Perciformes; Anarhichadidae. Gene Ontology annotation, cellular component: nucleus; cytosol.
UAAUCGACACAAAAGAGUUAGACACGCACUUUUUAUACGUCGGUGUUGUUUGGGAUUUAACGGUGUUAUCGAUGCACGCGGAGCAGUUAGAUAUUAAUGUUAUCUUUUCACGACUCGUGACGUCGUCAACAACAGAUACAUGGCGAGUCAGCGAUAUAUGACAACGGUCAAUAAACUGCAAACCGCAGAUUUAGACGGUGUGUCUGAGUAGUUGUCGGUUUAUAUGUGCAUUUAGAUAAUCUGGAGUUUGGUGUUGUGACGCAGCUCUUCAUUUUGACAGUUAGCAUUGAAGCUAACGCAACGCUAGCCAUUGUUUAUCAACAGAGUGACUUUGAAUGAAUGGGGGGAGGGGAGGCUGCAGCAUCAUGUCCGGGCAUGUUAUGAACUCUUGUCUGCAUAUAAAACGUCUGUUUCCUCUUUGCAGGUAUCAUUUGACAUAAUUUUUUUUUUUUUUGCACACUGCUGCAAAAUCACUUUUCUUUUGUAAAACAUGGCAACUGACUGCGCAGCCUGGUUGAACGCAAACCCCGUCGAGGCAGAGGACCUGAGUGACUCCUUGGUAUCUGAAGAGGAAGACGAUACAAGAUCGGUUUUCAACAAAAACAUAAAAAAUGAGAUCAAUGGCACCUGGUUGUCCUUGUCUAGCAACAGCAUCCAUGAAGCACGUCUCAAGGCAAAGGCCAAGCGGAGGCUGAGAAAGAACUCGUCCAGGGACUCUGGCCGGGGGGACUCGCUCAGCGACACCGGGGACGCGGUCAGGGGAACCUCGGUGGCACCCGCCAGCCCGAAGAGCAAGCUGCUGGACAGGAAGUCCCGCCUGGGCAAGGGAAGAGGUCUACCAAAGAAGGGUGGGGCUGGAGGAAAAGGUGUGUGGGGCCGAUCUGGUGAAGUUUAUGAACAGGAGGCGGUAGAUCAGAAAGACCCCAACUAUGACGGCGCUCAGGAAAACUGUGUGUAUGAGACUAUGGUUCCUCCGCUGGAUGAGAGGGACUUUGAGAAUACAGUCACCCCCAUAGUGCAAGAGUACUUUGAACAUGGAGACGUAAAUGAAGUAGCGGAGCUGCUUGCAGAACUGAACCUGGGACCCAUGCGGAGCGAGGUUCCCUCGCUGGCUGUGUCACUGGCCCUGGAGGCCAAAGCCAGCCACCGGGAGCUCACCUCCAGGCUGCUGGCUGACCUGUGUGGGCCGGUGCUGUCCCGCAGCGACAUGGAAAGCUCCUUUGACAAACUGCUCCUAGAGCUGCCCAAUCUCAUCCUGGAUACACCCGGAGCCCCGCAGUUGGUGGGUCAGUUCAUUGCACGAGCUGUCAGCGACCAAAUAUUGUCCGAGAGCUACAUCGAGGCCUACAAAGGCAGAGUUGACUGUCAAUACACAAGAGUGUCACUGGACCGGGCGGCAGUGCUGCUGAAGAUGAGUAUGGAAGGCCUACGCAUAGACAACCAGUGGGGGACAGGCGGGGGACAGAGACCCGUCACGCAGCUCGUCAAAGAGAUGAACCUGCUGCUGAAGGAGUACAUCCUAUCCGGAGACAACAAGGAGGCUGAGAGGUGCCUGAGAGAUCUGGAAGUUCCCCAUUUCCACCACGAGUUUGUCUACAAGGCGAUAGUGAUGGUGUUGGAGUCCAAAGGAGAGAAAACAUUGAAAAUGGUUCUGCAGCUUCUCAAGUCGCUCUCUGCCUCCUCCGUCAUCACUCUGGACCAAAUGAGAAGGGGCUAUGAAAGAGUUUAUAUGGACAUUGCUGAAAUCAACAUUGAUGUCCCUCGGGCAUACUUCAUCCUGGAGCAAGUUGUUGAUAAGAGCUUCAGUACGGGAAUCAUUGAUGUGAAGUUAAGAGAUCUUUGUCCCUGUCGAGGCCGGAAGAGAUUCGUCAGCGAGGGAGAUGGUGGUGUUGUCAAAGUUGAAAGUUACUGAGACCUUUUUACGUGCCAGAUUUCCUGAUAAGAAAAGGAUAAAGCUACUUUUUUUACUUGUAUAUUUUUCAAAAAAAGUGAGGUACAUUUUUUUUUUUUCCCUUUUAACAGUCAAAAGAAUGUACAUUUCUCAAACUGAAGUCGGGUAAAAAAAACAACUGCACUUUUGUUUGAAACUGAAGUGGAUCACUUUCUUCAAGGUGUUUCAAUACAAACCCUUACAUAAGCUAACCCUUAAAGUGCCACGCCUUGCCGUGUGUCAUUUCAUUGUUUUGUACGGUAUUUUCUUGAUUUCACUGCCACUCGUGUGUUUUGUAGAAAGCAGUGUUUGUACAGAGAUGACUGGCUUGUGUCAAAAGAUUUAUAAAGAGGAAAUUUAAAAAAAAAAAAAACAGAAAGGGGAGCACGUUGGUUAAUUGAAAUAUUGGCCCCCUUACUAGCUGCCGUUUCUACGCUGUGCUGGCUUUUUUUCCCCCUUUUCUUUUUCCAUUUUAAAUUUCACAAAGAUGUCAUUAUUGAAGGUAUGAAGACAUGAGUAAAGUGCAAAAACAAAUACCAGUUGGAUAACUUCACAAAAUGGUGUUUUAGAAUGUUUAUUUUUAUAUCUGGGGAAUACUAGUGUGUAAAAUGUACCAUGUAUUGCUCCUUGUUUGUUCAUUAAAUCACUAUUAGAUAA